Messenger RNA from Salvia miltiorrhiza (redroot sage), 2182 nucleotides. RefSeq lists its product as uncharacterized. The coding region runs from base 235 to 1848 and encodes 537 amino acids. Gene Ontology annotation, biological process: alternative mRNA splicing, via spliceosome. The transcript has 14 exons. The record is from RefSeq and is a predicted model, not a curated record. NCBI's taxonomy places the organism in Eukaryota, Viridiplantae, Streptophyta, Magnoliopsida, Lamiales, Lamiaceae. Gene Ontology annotation, molecular function: protein binding; ribonucleoprotein complex binding. Gene Ontology annotation, cellular component: cytoplasm; nuclear body.
AUACAAGGUAACGCUUAAAUUUAGGGUUUCGAUUUUUAUUCUGGAGAUUUAAGGUUUAAUCGAUAUACAAAAAUAUGUUAUAGUGCGCGCGUCGCGUGUGUGUGAAUGUGAGCAUUUUUCAUCUUACAAGAGGUCAUGUUUGUUCUGCAAUUUUUGGCGCCGAUUUUUUUCGAGUAAAUUCUGUUCAACGAACUUUUUGUUGGUGACUAGAGAACCAAAUUUCAUCGGGUUUGUAUGCUCAUGGGCGACCAGUCCGAUGAGCCGCUUCCUCCAGGAGUACAAUCUCUGCCGUGUUCAUCAUUUGAUUACGCAUCCUCCAUGCCAGGUUCCAAUUCUAGAAGCAGCCUUUUUCCUCUUGGCCUGUCAAAUGCACCAAAAGUGGAUGCUGGUGAAAAAGCAAUUAUGCAGCCUCAUGAGAAUUCCGACAAUUCUAGUGUGCAAUAUGAAAGCUUUAAUGAUAUCGAAGCUGCUGCUCAGACCGCUGUGCUGCAUGAACAGGAAAUAGCCACCCAGAAGAUCUUUCAGAGCCAGAGAGGGUCAAAUAAUGCAAGUGAAAAUUUGGAGGAUAAUAAGGACAUUUUGUCUGGACGCCACGACCCAAAUGCUCUAAAGGAGCAUCUUCUGAAAAUGACCACAAUACAUCGAACAGAAAUGGCCUCAAAACGUGGCAAGCCCACUUCCAUGGAGGAAGGCAAUCUGGAAAUAGGGAAUGGAUAUGGUGUGCCUGGUGGAGGUGCUUAUUAUGGUGCUCCGGUACACAGUGAAAAAAGAGUUAUUGAUGGCAUGAAAACCAGCCAAACAAAUGCUGAGCUCAAUGGCGAGUCUGGACAGAAGUCAGCAUCUAAAGAUUUACCCGAAUAUCUUAAGAAAAAAUUGAGAGCAAGAGGUAUUCUGAAAGAUGACAAAAGUGCAGGAUAUCUGUCAGAGUCAGAAAAUAGAUUGGAAGCUCAAUCAACUCAUGUCAUGACACCUGGAAAUUUGCCCCCUGGAUGGAUUGAAGCUAGGGACCCUGAAAAUGGUGCUGUGUUUUAUCACCAUGCAAGUUCAGGGAAAAGCCAGUGGGAAAAACCUAUUGAAGUGGAGAAACCUAUUGAAGUGGAAAAACCUAUUGAAGUGGCUCCUACUACUGUCUUUGCAACCUCACCUCUUCUCGAGGAUUGGAUAGAGGCAUUUGAUGAUACAACGGGUCAAAAGUAUUAUUAUAACAGGAAGACCAAUGUGUCGCAGUGGGAGCAUCCAGGAGCACAACAGCAGGUGACCCCACAGCGUUACGAGAUGAUGGUCUCCCCUAAUGCAAUGGAUGGAAAUUUGGAAGACAAGUCAUCCACUUUUCCGAGGUGCAUGGGAUGUGGCGGUUGGGGAGUGGGUCUUGUGCAGUCUUGGGGCUAUUGCAAUCACUGCACUCGACUUCACAAUCUUCCACAAAGCCAAUACUUAUCAACCUAUGCAGAAAGCCAUAUCCAACCAAAUAGUGCUGGAAAUCAAGGACACUCGGAGAAGAAGGCCCCCCAACAAAGGUCCGAUGCGAAACCCCCACCUUGGAAAAACUAUAAGAAGGACAGUAAGAAACGUGCAUACAGCGAGGAAGAUGAUCUGGACCCCAUGGAUCCAAGUUCAUAUUCAGAUGCUCCUCGUGGCGGUUGGGUUGUAGGCCUCAAAGGAGUACAGCCAAGAGCAGCAGAUACCACUGCCACGGGCCCUCUUUUCCAGCAGCGGCCUUACCCGUCGCCUGGGGCAGUUUUACGUAAAAAUGCUGAAAUUGCAUCUCAGAAGAAAAAGCACAAUUCUAAUUAUGCUCAAAUAUCCAAGAGAGGGGAUGGGAGUGAUGGUCUUGGUGAGGCUGAUUGAACGAGACUACGUAUCGAUGCCACUUGUCUCUUGUUGAUUGGCGUGAAUGAUGAAAGGGGGACAUGAGCGAUGCAAUGCAUAGUUUUGAUGUUCCCCUUUUCUUGGAGUUGAAGAAUUAGAGGUAUUAUUUUUGUAGGGGUGAAAGUUUCGGCAUCAGAUGCAGAUGAUUUAAAGUCGUUGGUUGGCCAUGUAUAAAGAAAUAUAGGUUUCCCGUCGGGAUGUUCGUUCGGUGAAGACAUACAUGACAUUACUUUUUGUUCAAUAUAAAUGUAUAAUUAACAUUUUUCAAUCAGAGGGUAAAAGAAUAAAGGGUAAAUUGCCUUUAAAUUCAAAA